This is a messenger RNA of Bombus pyrosoma, 3541 nucleotides long. RefSeq lists its product as uncharacterized. The record is from RefSeq and is a predicted model, not a curated record. The coding region runs from base 230 to 2941 and encodes 903 amino acids. Lineage: Eukaryota; Metazoa; Arthropoda; Insecta; Hymenoptera; Apidae. The transcript has 9 exons.
GUACACGGGCACCGAUUGCUGGUGGUAGGCAGGUAACACGAAGGUAAAUCGGUGAAAUGGCAGUGGUGGUGAACGAUCGUGUCAGAGGGCAAUGGAUGAAGUUAGUCAGUCGGCGUUUGCUCGCGCCGCCACCACGAUGGAAGUUCAUCCAUCGCGCUUACGUUUCGAUCUUUCGUAUGAAUCGUAAACGGGUCGAAAUGUAGCCUCAGCGGCGAUCGCCAGCAUCGGAAUGUCAGGGUCCGAAAAACCGAUCAGACCGAUCAGACAAUUGUCCUUGCAACCACCUGCACCUCGUCGUCAACAAAUUAGGCGACAAAGAUCCGCGGAGGAUGACAAAUCGUUGCAAAUCUGCGCGAGUCCCUUCGCACGUGGCAAGCGUGGAACGAGCGGUAAAUCCGGCUCUGAGAGACCUAAGGUUCGCGUUGCCUGGAAGGAAAACCGCCAAAAGAAUGACGAAGAACUUGGGCAAGUUGAAGUGGUGGCCCGUCAAAUUCCUGGACGAUCCAAAUCGACCACUGGAAGGUCAAGGGGUUUCGUCGGGAUCGACAAACCAACGAUCCUUUAUUCGAGAUUAGAACUGGCUGAGAGGCUGAGGCUUGCUUGGAAAAAUCGCGAGAAGAAUAAAGCCAACAUUAACAUUUUUCUUGCCCGUGAAACUGUGGAUGAAAGAUGCGAGUCUGAAAUGUCCAAUCAUACUACGGCCACUGUCCCAUCAUCUCCUGUACGAGAAAGUAACGAGGCUAAAAUCGAAAUACCUCUUAAUGACUAUAAAAUGCUGGACGAGAAAAAAGAAAAAGAAGAGGAGAACCUUAUUACUAAUAAAUUAACGAGACUUUUAUCAGAGAACGACGAUACGAUUACUUCAAGGAAAAGCGACAGAGAAUUGUCGCUUCUACCUCUACAAUCCUCCAUUGAAACGAAGCAGGUUCUGGAAGAAAGCAAGAUCUCUGUAAAUAUGAAGAAUAAGGAACGAGAGAAGGCUGACGUAGAAAAGGAACAAUUGAACGAGGAAACAUCGAGGGACUCGAACAUCGACGAUACCAAUACGAAGAAAAAGUCAUCGGCAAGUAUCGACUGUUUGCAUUAUCGCGUUGCAAGUACAACGUUGCCGUCGAUCAAAAUCGAAAACUCGACCCUGGCAGUUACGAAAGUGUCGAAGGAGGAUUUUUCAUCGGCGAAGCAAAAGCGUGCGAGCUUUCAUAGCGGUACCAACCGAGCCUUCCUCGACCCAAUUAGAUCGUCAACGGAGUUCAGAUGGAAUUCUAUGUCGGAUAAAAACGUACCACAAAAAUCGUCGAUCGAUGAUCGUACCGCUAUAGAAAAAGAUACUUCAGCUCGAGCGAUCGUACAGAGCAAAGAGAAUGUUACGAACAAAAGGGGCGCGUCGGAGGAAAACCUGAUCGAGUUUCGCUGUGAUUUGGCCAGCGAGAAGAGCGUAACGCAAAAGAUAGCUGCGAAUAGUAAAUUGAUUCGCGUAACUGAGAAAAACGCGCGGGUCAAAGCGAUGAUCGAAAGCAGAGACGCUUCGGUAGACGAUAAAACAAUGACGAUCCAGAGAACAAACGAGGCGGAUCGAUUUAAUUUGAUCAAAAAGACUCUAUCGACUAGCACCGUAACCGAGGACAAAGAUAGUUCUACGAUCGACAAAGCUACGAUCUCGAGAAAUUCGCCGGAAGUGAGAUGUAGCUCGGUGAACGAGAGGAAUCCACCUUCGAGCAAGACGAUGGAAAACCAGAAGAUCGAUCGAAAAUCGAGAAGGACCAGUUCUGCGCCUCCGCAACGACGUUUCGAAUCAACUUCGGCGAAUAAUCGCGUUCAGGUUAACAUAGUGAUUGAUUCAUCGGGGAAGAACAAGAAUCAGGGCAAGCAAGAUGUGGAGUGUAAAGAUAACACAAUGGAAAAAAUAGAUAUGACUUUGACGAAGAUAUCGUCAAAUCGAGCGGUGAGAUCGGCGCCAUCGAAGAGGCGAUCCAGAAGCGCGAAAAGACGGUUUUGGGGAGGAAGUAACUCGAAACACGAAGAAGAUGGGAAAUCACGGAAUAAAUCGGCUGGCCGUGUAAGGAAUUCGAUCGACACCAGAACGAUGGACAUCGUUACAAUGGUAUCCCUUGUUAGCUCUGCAGACAGCGAUAGCGAUACCGAGAAUUCACUCAGGGACGAUAAGUUGAUCGACGAGCUACGCAGCAAACUACCUACUACAUCAAUUAUUAAAACUUCGAUUAAUUCGGCUUUGAGUAGUACAGGAAAACCUAUCAAAUCAGUUUCCUUUCAGAAUUCCUUCGACGAGGAUGCUUCACCGAAAGAGCAGCAACUGUCGUCGAGGGAGGAGAAAAGAACGACACAACCGAGGCUGGCGAUCGUUAACCAACGUGGAAACGGAACGACUUCGUCGAGCGAGGAAACGAUGUCCUGGAGAACGGACGUUACCGGCGGUUUAGCUCUGCCUAUUCUGGCAUUAAUUCACGACGUCGAGGAGCCGCUCGACGUCCCGUUGACUGAUCGUGAAAAGAGAUGCCUGGCCGUGCCUAUUGGUGAUCUACACGAUAAAAAACGGAAAUUACUAAAAACUCGUAGCACGCCAUCACGAUCUGGAAUGGAGAGACAAACGACAUCCCUAAAAAUAAAAAUGCACGAAUCGCCGAGGUUAAUCCCACAGAAAAUGGAGAUUCCCGCGCGACAAAUUAAAACAUCCAUAAAUAAUUCCACCUCGAAUUUGCAGGUAAAAUCUGCACUUGCACCACUUCCAAAGGAAUCUCUUCAACAUGUGCAAUCUGUGUCUACGGAACCACACUUUCAAACCAAUAAAGAGAAAGAAUGUUGGCAUCUUUAUAAAAAAAUGUGCGACAAAGGCGUUUGCGUUUCUUUUGAUACAGUUUUAAGGGGCAUGCUUACACCAACGGAAUAUCGAUUAAGACAGAAAAAAGUUUCACAAAAUUUGUAACAGUAUCAUCGAUGGCAAGAUUCUUUUUUUAUAAACUGUUGUAGUACUUUUGUAUGAAAUCGCCUAACUGUUUAUUAUUUUUAUCUAAGACAUGGAUCUAAAAAAAGUAGCAUUGAUACACGUUAAAACAGGACGAUCAAAAUCGUAUAGCGAUCUGACCUCGUAGUUGAUAAUAUAUUAUAUUUUUAGAGUUUAGAUACGAGUCGAACAAAGUGUAAUUAAAUUACAUCUCGUAAAUUUACGAGAGAUAUUCAUCUAUCCAACAAAUAAAAUUCUUCAAUUGGUUCUGUUGAAUUUUAGAUGUAUAUGCAUAUCAACUGCCUAUUUUUUUAGAGUAUUUAUUGACAUAUAUAAAUACACAACAAUGUUUCAGAAAAUAAAUUAAGAUGAAAAAAAGAAAUUUAUGAAGCGAAGUUAAAGAUUGCAAAUAUAGUAAAAAGUCACGUCACUGCUAUUGAUUAUUAUAGGAAUUAAAAUACAUAAGAACUCACAAACUCAAAACAAAGUUGAUUAUUUUGUAUAAUAUUUAUAACUUGUUUCUUUGUAUGAAAAUGUAUAGCUCAAUAAAAUGUAUAGAUAAAUUGUCUUAAUCAUUUAAAA